GUGCAAAAUGUCCAUGUGGAGUUUCGUCGUGUUUUACAUCUGUGUUUACGGUGUGUUUGGUGUUGAUACAGAUGAAGUGAAGUCAGUGUCAGUGAUGGAGGGAGAUUCUGUCACUCUACACACUGAUGUUACUGAAGUACAGAGAGAUGAUCAGAUAAUCUGGAGGUUCGGACCUGAAAAUGCACGCAUUGCUGAAAUCUAUAAACUCAAUAGCCCUAAAUAUGAUAGAAUCGAGAGAUUCAGAGACAAUCUAGUGCUGGACAGAAGGACUGGAUCUCUCACUAUCAGAAACAUCAACAAAUCAGCAACACAAGGACAUCACACAAGAGAUCUCACAAUCACUGUCUAUACUCCUGUUACAACAGCUACUGUCAGUAGGAGCUCACUAUUGAGAGAAGGUGAAACUUCAGGCAAUAUGAACGACUUCUCAACUGGCCAAUCACAGACUGCUUCUCGUCUCCCGAUUCCCGUCAUCAUCAUCAGAGACUCUUCUCAAUGUUCUUCAAGCUCUGAAUGUGUGUUGGUGUGUUCAGUGGUGACACACGUGACUCUCUCCUGGUACAAAGGAAACAGUUUAUUGUCCUCCAUCAGUGUGUCUGAUCUCAACAGCAGUCUCUCUCUACCUCUGGAGGUGGAAUAUCAGGAGAACAACAUCUACAGUUGUGUAGUGUCCAAUUCAUUCACCAACCUGACCAAACAUCUCAACAUUUCUGAAGACUGUCAGACGUGUUCAGAGUUCCACUGUUGCAGUGCUACUGAAGCUGUGGUGCGAUUGGUCAUCUCUGCUCUGGUGGGUGUGGCUGCUCUGGCUCUAGUGGUUUAUGAAUUCAAAUUUAGAGAAGCAGGAGAAGAGAGUGCAGCAAUCACAGCACACUUGAUGGCGCUGUUGUUGAAAAACAGUGAAUUUACAGUGUGACACCGCCCCAGAUGAAGCUCUUGACAACAUAUAAAUCUGCCAAAUUAUCUUUUAAUGUU
Xyrauchen texanus (razorback sucker) is the source of this 975-nucleotide messenger RNA. RefSeq lists its product as uncharacterized. Lineage: Eukaryota; Metazoa; Chordata; Actinopteri; Cypriniformes; Catostomidae. The transcript is spliced from 7 exons. The record is from RefSeq and is a predicted model, not a curated record. Bases 8 to 916 code for a protein of 302 amino acids.